CCAUGAUAUAUACAUACCUAUAUCCAAAUAUGUUGUAUACAUUAUGGUGUAUACGGAUAAAAUAACUGUUCUCUUGAUCUGUCUAACGAGGCUGCAAUCCGUUAUGAUUAUUUUCACUCGAAAUUCAAUAGAUUGAGAUUAAAAUUUUACGUGGCAUACAAAAAUAUCAAAUAUAUAUUUUUAAUUGUUCAUACAAUGGAAGUUCGAAAUAGAAAGUCAAAAAAUAAUGAAAAAAUGAUACGUCAAUCCGCUAGUUUUGAUUAUCAACAAUCUAAAAUUCAGAGUUGUGUUAUAAAAAAUCAAACUAAUGAGAAUAAUGACGAAGAAGAAAAAUUAGCAUUAAAAGAAUUUAUGGAAAAAGUUGAAACUGAACAACCAACAUUAGUUCCAUCAAAAAGAAUUAUUAUUAGUUUAGAAUUUGAUGUUAUUGCUGUAGUUUUAUUGGUUGCUGGUAUUUUAACUAGACUUUAUAGACUGGAAGAACCUAGGAGUAUUGUAUUUGACGAACUUCAUUUUGGUAAAUACGUUGGUCUUUAUAUGAAGAGAACAUUUUUUUUCGAUUCUCAUCCACCAUUAGGAAAGCAAUUGAUAUCAGCAGUAGCAUGUUUAUCUGGAUUUAAUGGAGAAUUUAAAUUUGAUCGAAUUGGAAGUCCAUAUACAGAACAAGUGCCUUUAUUUGCAUUAAGAAUUGUUCCUGCGUUAUUUGGAAGUUUUAUGGUACCUACAGCUUACCAUUUAGCUAUUGAAUUAGGAUUAAAACCAUGGAGUGCAUUAAUUGCUGGAUUGCUGCUUCUUUUUGAUAAUGCAUUAUUAACUCAGUCACGGUUUAUAUUAAUGGACAGUAUACUUGUCGAGUUUUCAUUAUUUGGAUUAUUGUGCAUAUUGAAAUUUCAUAAGAUAAUGGAUAAACCAAAAACAUUAGCUUGGUGGAUUUGGUUAACACUUGGAAUUAUUUCUUUAACAUGUGCUGUUUGUGUUAAAUACGUCGGGUUUUACUCCUUAAUACUUGCAAUAUUUAUUAUUACUCGUGAUUAUUGGAAACUUUUAAGUAAAAAAACUCUCUCUAAUACAGUAUUAUGGAGUCAUUUAAUCGCACGGAUACUUGUAAUUAUACUGUCUUUUAGUUCAGUAUAUUUAGGAGUAUUUUAUAUUCAUCUUUCUGUUCUUACGAAAGCUGGACCGCAUGAUGCAGUAAUGACUAGUGCAUUUCAAGCAAGUUUAGAGGGUGGGUUAGCAAGCAUUACUAAAGGUCAACCUACUGAAGUGACACAUGGAAGUCAAAUAACUUUACGUCAUACAUUUGGACGUGCAUGUUGGCUCCACAGUCAUAAUCAUUUAUAUCCAUUACGAUAUCCUGAUGGACGAGGAAGCUCUCAUCAGCAACAAGUGACUUGUUAUUCAUUUAAGGAUGUGAAUAAUUGGUGGAUUGUAAAACGACCAGAAUUUAAUGAUUUAGUAGUAACAAGACCUAUUAUUCCAUUAAAACAUGGUGAAGUUGUCCAAUUAGUUCAUGGUAUUACUAGUAGAGCUCUUAACUCUCAUGAUGUUGCUGCUGCAAUGACACCACAGAGUCAAGAAGUAUCUUGCUAUAUUGAUUAUAAUGUUUCAAUGCCAGCACAAAAUUUAUGGAGAGUUGAAAUAAUAAAUCGUGAUCAAUCUGGUGAUACUUGGUAUGCCAUUCAAAGUCAAGUGCGUUUAAUUCAUGUUGGUACUGAGUAUGCAUUAAAAUUUAGCGGAAGACAAUUACCUGAUUGGGGUUUUAAUCAGCAUGAAGUUGUUGCUGAUAAAAUAGUUGAACAAGACGAUGCUGUUUGGAAUGUUGAAGAGCAUAGAUAUACUAAAAGUGAAGAUCAAAAACAGAGAGAACGUGAAUUAAUAAAUGCUGAAAUGAUACCACUUAAAGCUACUCAUCUUACAUUUUGGCAAAAAUUUAUUGAACUUCAAAUAAAAAUGUUAUUUAGUGGACAAGAAAGUCAAAAUAGUCAUAUGUAUUCGAGUGGUCCUUUAGAUUGGCCAUUAAUGGCCAGAGGAAUUGCUUAUUGGGUAGCCAAUGACAGUAACGCACAAGUACAUUUAUUAGGAAAUGUAGCUAUUUGGUACUCUGGCACGAUCGCAGUUGUUAUUUAUUCUAUACUUUUAACAAUUUAUUUAACACGGCGAAAAAGAUGUCAUUUUGAUAUAUCUGAUACUGAAUGGAAUCGAGUAGUUCUUAUUGGUCAAGUUCUUUUUGCUGGAUACAUUAUUCAUUUUAUUCCUUUUUUUUUCGUUGAGCGAACAUUAUUUUUACAUCAUUAUUUACCAGCUUUAGUUUUUAAAAUAUUGCUUACUGCUGCAGUUGUAGACCAUCUAUAUUACUUAAUUAGUUCAUACACUUAUUCAAAUUCUAUAGUAUUAUUCAUAAGACUGAUUAUUAUUACAUGGAUGACGUUAAUUAUUUUUGUUUUCCAAAAGUAUAUUGUAUUAAGCUAUGGUAUGACACCAUUAACAGCUAAAGAUUUAAUGAAAUUGAGAUGGAGUGAAACCUGGGAUUUUAUUGUGCAUAAAUUGUGAAGAAAAAAUAUACACAAUCAAUAUACGUUAAGUAUUUAAGAAAAAUAGUUACAUAAUUAGAAGAGUCUAUUAAAAUUUUUUAUUAGAUCAAUAAUUUUGUAAUAUUUUUUAUACAUUUAUAAAUCAAAUUCUAUUUUAACAAAUCGUACUAUAAUAUCAGUUUUUCCUAAAAUUGUGCAUUAUUAUACUU
This is a messenger RNA of Microplitis mediator, 2740 nucleotides long. It is a transcript of the gene rt, whose product is annotated as protein O-mannosyltransferase 1. The transcript is spliced from 5 exons. The record is from RefSeq and is a predicted model, not a curated record. Bases 196 to 2550 code for a protein of 784 amino acids. NCBI's taxonomy places the organism in Eukaryota, Metazoa, Arthropoda, Insecta, Hymenoptera, Braconidae. Gene Ontology annotation, biological process: protein O-linked glycosylation via mannose. Gene Ontology annotation, molecular function: dolichyl-phosphate-mannose-protein mannosyltransferase activity. Gene Ontology annotation, cellular component: membrane; endoplasmic reticulum.